This is a messenger RNA of Agrilus planipennis (emerald ash borer), 986 nucleotides long. Its product is annotated as histone PARylation factor 1-like. Gene Ontology annotation, biological process: regulation of protein ADP-ribosylation; DNA damage response. The transcript is spliced from 3 exons. The record is from RefSeq and is a predicted model, not a curated record. Gene Ontology annotation, cellular component: nucleus. NCBI's taxonomy places the organism in Eukaryota, Metazoa, Arthropoda, Insecta, Coleoptera, Buprestidae. The coding region runs from base 114 to 986 and encodes 290 amino acids. Gene Ontology annotation, molecular function: histone binding; poly-ADP-D-ribose binding.
UGACCGUUAAACAUUACACAUGACCAUAACCUAAGUAAGAACAACAAAAAAUGUAAUAAAGUGAAAUAAAAUUCUACGUUUUUAGUACACUAAUAUUAAUAUAUCAACGAAAAAUGGCUGAUACUGAUAAUUAUUCUGUAUAUAAUAAUGAUCCUCGGAUACCUUGCAAGUAUGGAGCUAAAUGUUACCAAAAAAAUUCAGCUCACCAUGAAAAAUACAAGCACCCCAACAAAAGGCUUCAUACCACGAAAUUAACCAGAUUAACGAACAAAAAACAAAAAACUCAGGAACUCAGUAAGAAAGCUGAGAAGACUCCAAGAAAUGAUAUUUCUGAUUCUGAAGAUGAAAAACAAACUGAGGAACAAUUUCUUCGUAAUGAAUUAAAUCAAAAUGAUGAAAAUAACCAACUGAGUAAGAAGAAAGUUCAAUUUAUACAAGAAAAUUCAAAAAAGACCCCAAAAACCUUAGAUAAGCAGAAAGCACAUCAGGACACCAGUAUUCAACAGAUCUCCUGCAAUGACAUUUCUGACUCUGAAGAUGAAAACCAAAUUGAAGAUCAGCCUGUCUCUAAUACAUCAAUUGAAAAAGAUGAAGAUAAGCAAUUAGAUGAGAAGGAAGUUCAAGCUUCACAAGGAAAUUUUAAAAGAACUCCAAAAACCUUUGAUAAGGGAGAAUUUAUUAAAUCAAAAUUUCUUGUUGAAAUGCCUGCUGAUUUUUACCAGUUUUGGGAGUAUUGUAAGGAUUUAAACAAUGAUGAUCCAUCUGAUGCCCUCAAAGAUAUGAGUUUAAAAUUAGUUGGUCCCUAUGAUGUUCUAGCUGGAAAGUUUUCUGAUAUUAUAGAACCAUCUUCAGAACAGUAUUUGUUGCACUGGAGAUAUUAUUAUGAUAUUCCAGAGUUUCAAACAGUAAUAAAAGGAGAUGACUCCUCAGGUUUUCAUAUUGGUUACUUUAGGGAUACUCCAAAUGAUAAUUUAAUAAUAACAUAA